Messenger RNA from Rhodamnia argentea, 2823 nucleotides. RefSeq lists its product as uncharacterized. Lineage: Eukaryota; Viridiplantae; Streptophyta; Magnoliopsida; Myrtales; Myrtaceae. The coding region runs from base 1 to 2823 and encodes 940 amino acids. The transcript has a single exon. The record is from RefSeq and is a predicted model, not a curated record.
AUGCAUCUUUCACUAUGGAAGCCUAUAUCUCACUGUGCCGCAAUCAUAUUCCUGGAGAAGAGAAGCAGGAGGAGAAAGGGCUCUGCUUUCGAUGACGGCAAGCGAAAGCCGUCGACACUGCGCCAGCUGCAAGAGAGCAGGCUUAGAGAGGCUCUAGAAGAAGCUUCCGAAGAUGGGUCCCUCAAGAAGUCCCAAGACAUCGAUACCGAGUCCCCGAAUCAAGACAACAGCAUCGGGAGAUCGAGAUCUCUCGCCAGGCUUCAUGCCCAGAAGGAGUUCCUGCGUGCCACGGCCCUUGCUGCGGAACGCAUUUACGGCAGCGAAGACUCGGUUCCCGAACUAACGGAAGCGUUCAACUUGUUCCUCACAAUGUACCCCAAGUUCGAGUCCACUGAGAGAAUCGACCAUUUGAGAUCGAACGAGUAUGGACACCUCUCCGAAGCUUUUGCCAAGGUAUGUCUCGAUUACUGCGGAUUCGGGUUGUUCUCUUAUGUUCAGACCCAGCAGUGUUGGGAGUCGUCAGCAUUUACCUUGUCCGAGAUAACGGCGAAUUUGAGUAACCAUGCUUUGUAUGGCGGGGCUGAGAAAGGUAGUGCGGAACAUGAUAUCAAGACUAGGAUCAUGGAUUACUUGAAUAUUCCUGAAAAUGAAUAUGGACUUGUGUUUACCGAGAGUAGAGGGUCUGCAUUUAAGUUACUGGCCGAGUCUUAUCCUUUCCAUACAAAUAAGAAGCUGCUGACCAUGUUCGAUCACGAGAGCCAAUCUGUCAAUUGGAUGGCUCAGAGUGCUAAAGAAAAAGGUGCUAAGGUACAUAGCGCCUGGUUCAAAUGGCCUACUUUGAAACUUUGCUCCAGGGAGCUGAGGAAGCAAAUAUCAAGUAAGAAAAGGAGGAAGAAGGAUUCUGCCGUUGGGCUUUUCGUAUUUCCUGUUCAGUCUAGAGUAACUGGCGCCAAGUACUCUUACCAGUGGAUGGCACUUGCACAGCAGAACAAUUGGCAUGUAUUACUUGAUGCUGGUUCACUGGGUCCCAAGGACAUGGAUUCUCUCGGUCUCUCCCUCUUCCGACCGGAUUUUAUCAUCACGUCGUUUUACAGGGUGUUUGGGGCUGACCCAACAGGAUUUGGAUGCCUCUUGAUAAAAAAGUCUGUGAUGGCCAGCCUGCAAAACCAGUCAGGACGCACUGGCACUGGAAUGGUGAAGAUCGUCCCCGUGUUUCCCCAAUAUUUGAGUGAUUCUAUGGAAGGUCUUGAUGUAUUUGCCGGAUUUGAAGAUGAAGUGAUGAAUGUUAAAGAAGAACCUACACCUGAAGCUCAAGGUGGGUCAAGUAUGCCUGCAUUUUCAGGUGUCUUUACAUCCAACCAAGUGAGAGAUGUCUUUGAGACUGAGAUGGAACAAGAUAACAGUUCAGAGAGGGAUGGGGCAAGCACCAUAUUUGAGGAAACGGAGAGCAUUUCGGUUGGAGAGGUCAUGAAGAGCCCUAUAUUUAGUGAAGAUGAUUCUUCUGACAAUUCAUACUGGAUCGACCUAGGUCAAAGUCCCUUUGGUUCUGACCACUCUGGCCAAUUUAGCAGGCACAAAACGAGCCCACCAUUGCAGCAGUCGUGGAUUUCUGUCAGGAGAAACAAUAAGCGUGUCUCACCUAAGCCUGCAUCAAGGAUAUCUAUGAGCCCCAUUUACGAUGAGCGCAGGGUCAAUCUCAAGCUGCAGGAAGAUCCCGUGUUGUCUUUUGAUGCAGCUGUGCUAUCAGUGUCGCAGGAGUUGGAUCGCGUGAAGGGAAUUCCUGAAGAGGAAGAGCUAGAUUCUGCUGUCGGAAGCAGGGAAGCUUCUGCGAUCUCCCAUUGUUCAGGGGAGAUACAGGAAGAACGUGAAAUCCAGGGCGAACCUGGGUUGAACGGUUCCAAGUUGAGCGCCAGCAUAAAUGGAUUCACGUCCAGUCAGCAUCAUGGUCUCCAGAAUGGCCAAGUGGAGAGUUCCUUGAAAUCGGACUUUUGCCGAGAAGUGAAAGAAAGUGCUAUUAGGAGAGAGACAGAGGGUGAGUUCAGACUUUUGGGUGGAAGAGAAAGAAGUAGAUUCUCCAUGUUAGAAGACAGUAACCGGUUUGCGAGCAUGGGUCGCAGGGUAUCUUUCAGUGUGGAAGACAACCACACGGGAAGCUCGAGCCACUUGUAUCAUCCCGGGGAAGCUUCCAUGACUUCUCUUGGCGAUGAUGAUUCGCUGAGCAACGGGGACUAUGACGAUGGGCAAGAGUGGGGAAGACGAGAGCCGGAGGUAAUCUGCCGGCAUCUUGAUCACGUGAACAUGUUAGGUCUCAACAAAACCACUUCAAGACUACGCUUUUUGAUCAAUUGGCUCGUCACUUCCUUACUUCAACUGCAGUUACCCAAUUCAAAUGGGUCUGUUAAACUUCCCCUUGUACAAAUAUAUGGCCCCAAGAUUAAGUACGAGAGAGGCGCCGCUGUGGCAUUUAAUAUACGAGACAGUGGAGGAGGGUGGGUCCACCCAGAAAUUGUUCAGAAGCUGGCUGAGAAGAAUGGAAUAUCGCUAGGGGUCGGAAUUCUUAGCCACAUACGGAUAGUAGAUGGGCCAAAACAGCGACUUGGUCCUCUUGAUCCUGAGUCUAUGGCCUUGUGCAAGCCGAUGGCGAAUGGAUACCAGGGAGGGAAGAAUGCUUUCUUCCGAGUUGAGGUUGUUACCGCGUCGCUCGGUUUCCUGACCAACUUCGAGGAUGUCUACAAGAUGUGGGCAUUUGUUGCCAAAUUCCUUAGUCCUUCGUUCGUGAGCGCGGAUGCUUUGUCUACCGUCCCAGAGGAAUCGGAAACGUAG